AAAACAACUACAAACUACACUCAUAUUCAUGUCUAUAAUCUUAUGAGCUUACCUCAGAGCCCAUUAUCUCAGCUCGUACAUUUAUUAAGGACUAUAUUUUAAUUCAACUUAUCGAAACCUCUCUAUUACGGUCUAGGUCUACUACGAUAUCCAUUUCCAAUGACUUGAUCGUAUCUUUUCUUACCUCUUAUUUUCCUGAAGAUUUUUAUUGGUAAAAUGUCUUCAUCUGCUCCGAAUUUCACCGGCGACGGUCUUCCUCUUCGUUCCGUUUUAAAGCAGGAUGACGAAUCCGAGAGACCAUCCUCUCAGAAUACUGCUACGAGCAUUAAAGCUGUACAAAUAGCCGAACCUGAACCAGAGUUAGAAGACACCUUUCCUAAGAGGCAGUUUUCGGCCGGGAUCGCCAGGCGCCUGAGUGGUCGUUCUCCCGUGCCCGAGUUCAACUCUUCUAGGUCUUCGCUGCUCAGUCAGAAUGGCAUAGAGCCAUCCAGCAGCCAGAUUGGCAACCCGUCUGUACACCAUCAGCAAGAAGGUGGUCGUUCGCAUUCCCAUCGUAGCCAUCACCAAGUAGAUAGAUUUGUUGCUCAAGUCGUCGAUUGGUUGGACCGUGAACGAGUUAAGAAGGACAACAGAGGAUCGAGGAGAAUCCAUUCGCGACGGAACAGGUCCACUAAGGAUGAACCUGACAGGAGCGAUACGCAGCAACAGCCAGAAAGGCACAGGGCAUAUUCAAUUGAUUCUCAAUCCAGUGAUGUAUCGUUAGACAGGCUACAGAAAAUCAUCGACGACGGCAUGACUAAUUUGGGCUUACAUGGGAUACCGCACUAUAGCCCGAAACUUGGGAAGAAGUCCCAACGAAGGAGAUCCGUUACCAUGCAUCGAACCGUUUCGUCGGAUACGGAAUAUCAUGACGGUUCUGUUGUUGUCCCAACUUGUGACGCAGUUCUGGACAACUCAAAGACUUUGGGCUAUUCUGGAGGGAAGCCUUCUUCCACAGACGACCUCGCUACGCUGCUAAGCAAGAAAGCGGAAAAGGAGCGAAAGGCCUGGAUUAGCUUCAAGAACGAAAUCAUCAAGCUUGCGCAUACUCUAAAGUUUAGAGGCUGGAGACGUGUUUCUUUGGACAGCGGCGAGAGUAUCGAUGUUACACGACUUAGUGGAGCUUUGACAAAUGCAGUCUAUGUUGUCUCUCCGCCAGAUGAUUUAGUGAUAAAGGGGGAAGGAAGUAAAAGAACACCGCCGAAACUGCUGCUGAGGAUAUACGGUCCCCAAGCAUCCCACAUCAUCGAUAGACAAAAUGAGUUGCUUGUGCUUAGAAGACUCGCCAAGAAGAAAAUCGGACCUCGCCUGCUGGGGACAUUCACCAACGGCCGCUUUGAGCAAUAUCUAAACGCAGAACCCCUUACCGCAGUCGAGUUGAAAGAUCCAGAUACUUCCAGACAAAUCGCCAAGAGGAUGAGAGAACUACAUGAUGGUAUAGAACUCCUAGAUAAGGAAAUAGACGGCGGACCCAUGGUCUUGAAAAACUGGGAUACUUGGAUCAAUCGAGUCUCACGUGUCGCUACAUACUUGGAUCGAAAGGUACUCACCACCAGCGCUAGUCCCGCUAGAGGUCCGGCCGACGCGUGGAGGCUAAGAGGCUUCGUUUGCGGAGUGGAAUGGGUUACAUUCAAAAGAAUAGUAGACAGGUAUCGGGAAUUCUUGAAUGAUCAUUAUGGUGGUCCCCACGUUAUAAGGGAGCACCUCGUAUUUGCGCAUAGUGAUACGCAAUACGGCAACAUCCUUCGUGUCAAGCCAGAUGACAAGAAGUCGCCGUUGCUUCAACCAAACUACGAGCACAAGCAGUUGGUGGUGAUAGACUUCGAGUAUUCGGGCGCCAACACAAGAGGUCUCGAGUUCGCCAACCACUUCACUGAAUGGUGCUACAACUACCACGACGAGGCUGCACCCCACGCGUGCGACACAGCCAACUACCCAACUCCAGAAGAACAACGUCGCUUUAUCAAGGUUUACGUCAACCACCGCCCCGAGUUUCCUCACCCGGGCGCUUCGACGCCGAACCUAACGCCCCUCGCGACCCCAACCCUCCAGCCUCAACCUAGCACACCCGGGCUCAGCGCCUCGAGCCUGGGCUCGACCAGCUCGAUCAAAGAGUUCAUGCUCGACUCACGUGCGCCGCCUGGAGGCUGGAAGGAAGAAGAGAGGAGGAGGGAGAGCGAGGCUGAAGCUCAGAUUGAGGCCCUUAUGGAAGAGACGCGCAUCUGGCGCGUGGCGAACAGCGCGCAAUGGGUCGCAUGGGGCCUUAUGCAGACCAACAUACCGGGGAUUGAAAAGGAUACCAGCGUCGCCGGCGGGGAGAGUCAGCAAGGUGCCGACGGAGCAGCCCAGCCGGCGGGGCAGGAGGAGGAAGAGAGCGAGGCAGAUGAAGAGUUCGAUUACUUGGGUUACGCCCAGGAACGCGCGUUUUUCUUCCUAGGGGACUGUAUCAAGAUGGGCUUGCUUUCCGAGGAUGAGUUGCCCGAACAGGUCAGAGGGAAGAUCAAGUAUGUGGAUUACUAAGAUAUUCUUCGUUAUUGACACUCACUCAACCUGGGGGGGAGGAGGUAGAGGCAUAUCGUCUGUGAAACAUUCAACACUUCAAGACAGCGAGUAUUUUCUGGGGUCUGUAUGGGUAAUAUCCAGGGACGCUUCGGUUGCCGAGUACCAAAUAUCGGGCACCAGCAAUGUUGUGCAGUCAGCUAAAGGGAUGAUAUAGUGAUAAAUAAAAAGGAAUGAAGUUAAACAGCAGUAUUUCGAAGGCGUCAGGGGUCUGAGUCUCUGGGAGGAUCAGCUUGUAGGGGAUUAGAUCGGAUUGGGGAUCGACCCGUUAUGUAUGACCUUAAUCUCGUUGCUCUUGGAAAUAUCGAUACCUACCUACAUAUUGCUCGAU
Annulohypoxylon maeteangense is the source of this 2929-nucleotide messenger RNA. Its product is annotated as kinase-like protein. Gene Ontology annotation, molecular function: choline kinase activity; ethanolamine kinase activity. The transcript is spliced from 3 exons. Bases 217 to 2559 code for a protein of 780 amino acids. Lineage: Eukaryota; Fungi; Ascomycota; Sordariomycetes; Xylariales; Hypoxylaceae. Gene Ontology annotation, biological process: phosphatidylcholine biosynthetic process; phosphatidylethanolamine biosynthetic process. The record is from RefSeq and is a predicted model, not a curated record. Gene Ontology annotation, cellular component: cytoplasm.